Molecule: messenger RNA, 1833 nt
Organism: Miscanthus lutarioriparius
Lineage: Eukaryota; Viridiplantae; Streptophyta; Magnoliopsida; Poales; Poaceae
Source: the annotation of a GenBank genome assembly
AUGGCUACGUCGUCGACGCUGGGCCAGACGCAGCGGUAUGCGGCGGGGGCGCUCCUGGCGCUCGCGCUCCGCCAGGCGCAGACGCGCCAGACCGUCCUCCUUGGCUCGCACGGCCUCGACGACGAGCCCCACCCCGACGCGGCCACCGCCGUCGAACCCGACGCCCGCGACCUCUGGACACACGAGUCCCGCGGCCUCCUCCGCCCCGUCCUCAGGUUUCUUGAGAUCGACCCCAAGGCCUGGGUCGGGGUGGAGAAGACGGCCGCGUCCUCUGAUCCCAAGCACCACAUUGGCGCCUUCCUUCGUAAAGUGUUCGAGGACGAAGACGACGACGAGAAGGCCCGGUCAGAGCGAUCCGAUCAGGAGCUGGCGCUCGCCAAGGCCGUGGACGCGAAGGCCAUGGGCCUGGAGAGCGGCGGCGUCGGAUCGGCGGCCGAGGCGCUCAAACCAGAGAGCCACGUCUCCGACGACGAUGACGACCAUGCGUUGGCGGCGUCGACGCGCACCAAGGACUACCGGAAGAUGGCGGUGCUGUACAUGCUCCUCUCCGCGUGCGUCGCGGACGUGAACAUGGCCGAGGAGGGCAUGGGGUCCCCGCGCGUCACCAAGGGCUACGACACCCGCCACCGCGUCGUGCUCCGGCUGCUCGCCACCUGGCUCGACGUCACCUGGAACAAGAUGUCGAGUAUCGAGUGCGGCUUUGUGAUUGGGUAUCUUGGCAUUGUAGGAAGCUGUCGAGAUAAUGAUUGCUUGCUCUGCUAUGGCUGCAGCAAAGGAGGAGGAACACAGUCACGUGAGAAUUCGUCACCGAAUAGCAGAUGGGAGAACUGGAAGCGUGGCGGGAUCAUCGGCGCAGCCGCGCUGACAGGAGGAACAUUGAUGGCUAUAUCUGGGGGCUUGGCAGCCCCGGCAAUUGCUGCAGGGUUCACUGCUCUAGUUCCGACAUUGCAUACACUUGUGCCUAUUAUAGGUGCUAGUGGUUUUGCUGCCAUAGCUACUGCUGCUGGACACACUGCUGGCUCUGUAGCAGUUGCAGCAUCGUUUGGAGCUGCUGGAGCUGGGUUGACUGGGACCAAAAUGGCCACAAGAAUCGGAAAUGUGAAAGAAUUUGAGUUCAAGACCAUUGGCCAAAACCAUAGCCAGGGUCGCCUAGCAGUUGGCAUCUUUGUUUCUGGAUUUGCUUUUUCCGAGGACGAUUAUUCAAAGCCUUGGGAAGGAUGGAAAACUAACUUAGAGAGGUACGUUCUGCAGUGGGAGUCUAAGCAUGUAAUUGACGUCAGCACAGCAAUACAGGAUUGGCUAGCCUCAAGAUUAGCAAUUGAGUUGAUGAGGGAAGGUGCAAUGCAGACUGUGUUAAAUUGUAUUAUUUCAGCAUUUGCCUGGCCUGCUACCUUGGUAUCUGCUGCAGACUUUAUCGACAGCAAAUGGUCUGUUGCUAUUGACAGGUCAGAUAAAGCUGGGAAAAUGCUUGCUGACGUUCUGCCUACAAUGUACUUUCUUCAGCCUGUCACUCUGGUCGGGUUUUCGCUAGGAGCUCGUGUUGUUUUCAAGUGCCUGCAGGAGUUAGCGCAAUUGGGAAAUAACGUGGGAAUCGUUGAGAGAGCCGUGCUCAUAGGUGCUCCGGUUUCAGUUCAAGGUGAGAUGUGGGAGCCUGCCAGGAAGAUGGUCGCCGGAAGAUUCGUGAACGUGUACUCCACGAACGACUGGAUUCUCGGCGUCACUUUCCGCGCUAGGUCAACUUCGGGCGGAUCAAAAUGGAUCCCCACCUGCAUUCCAUUCCACAGAUACCCUGGAGGACCCAGUUGGUGGAAGGUCUUGCACAGUUUACAAUAG